This is a messenger RNA of Misgurnus anguillicaudatus (oriental weatherfish), 1562 nucleotides long. It is a transcript of the gene ociad1, whose product is annotated as OCIA domain containing 1. Gene Ontology annotation, cellular component: endosome. NCBI's taxonomy places the organism in Eukaryota, Metazoa, Chordata, Actinopteri, Cypriniformes, Cobitidae. The record is from RefSeq and is a predicted model, not a curated record.
GCGCCUCAACUUCCGGGUUAAGUUUGUUUGCUGGUAUGAGUCGACUGGAGGUCAUGUAAUAAAGUCUGUCGUUUGAGUAGUUUACUCCACAAUCCGUGUGUAUAAAUCCCAUGGCUACUGCAAUCACACUAUUGUUAAUCUAAUAACACCGUGUUUAUAUAAGAAGCCAUGUCGCAAGCAUCGUCUGGAUUCAACCCGGCUGCGCAAAUACCACAUGGGUCUGGCAAGGGUCCUGUAGGGGCUGCUUAUGUUCCUACUGAAGAUGAGAGGCGUGUCUUUAAGGAAUGUAAUUCAGAAAGCUUCUUUUACAGAUCCUUGCCCUUUUCUGCAAUUGCGAUGGCAGUCACUCAGGCAAUGGUAUCUAGAGGAAUCCUUGCUCCAUCGCCCCGAUUUGGCUCCAUUCCCAAAGUUGCCAUUGCUGGCAUAUUUGGAUACAUCGGUGGGAAGAUGUCCUACAUGAGGGUCUGUCAAGAAAAGUUUAUGAAAUUAGAGAACUCCCCUCUUGGAGAGGCACUGCGACAGGGACGUCUUCGUCACGUGCCUUCUGAGUUUAACCAAUCAGAGUUUCCAAACCCAGCAUCUCAACAGCCUGGUUCCGAGUCUUUGUUUCAACCUCCGACAGACCACAGCUCGGUGUCUGAGGGAUACAGCAGUUACACGAGCGAUUAUACCUACAGCCACCCCUCCCAAUCAUACGAACCCUCACCCUUAAGUUCUGGAUUUAGCGAUUCUGGUCCUGUGGUGUUUCGGGAUGACCAACCCCCUCAAGCUCCGCUCUAUAUAGAUGAGGACGUGCCCAAGAAGAAGCCUGUGUUGUAUGAGGACCUGCGCAAUAAAAACAGAGAGAACUAUGAGGUCACUCUCACACAGAAAGCCGAAACCCUGAUGAAACCGCAAGCAGAAGUAGCAGCAUCUAAAAAGGAUGUUAAAAAGAACAAGUAUGGAGAUGCUUGGGAUGAAUGAGAAUGAUCAACCUGUAAACCUUGUUGAAAACAGCUGAAUAUAUGGGAACUCCUGUUGUUUUAUGCCUAAACCGCCAGAUCAGGCAGAAAGCCUCAAAUUCACACUGCAAAUGAAUGUACCUUUUAGGGGGAAAUCUCAGUUGUGGAAAUGAAUGCAAAUUUGUUUGCAACUUUAUUUGGAAUUGAUUGCAUAAAUGGUAUGAAAACAAAUCUUUAUCCAGUUUGCUUCUUGCUGUAAGUGGAUUUAAGUUCUAUUAAUAUCAGUGUUUCAAUUAUGUCUGAUAUAAAUACAUAUUUAUGAAAUGUAUUUAUGAAAUAAAUACAUUUUUCAAAUGGAAUUAUUUACCAUAAACCCAAAAUGCAACUUUUUUUACUAAAAAUUUUAAAAGGAAAAUGUGAACAGGUAACCAGUUAUGCUUUGAAUAUUUUUGGACUUGGACCGGUGAUAAUAACAUCUCUGAUGUUACAAUUAUUACAGUGUCAUAGCCUCUACAGGAGAUAAGACAAAGAUAUGCUUGUUCUAAGUUUUACAAUGUUUCAUUUUUGUUUUCAUUAUUUUAAAGAAAGUAAAUCUGUUAAUAAACAGAAGGCUUUAAAUGA